This is a messenger RNA of Adineta ricciae, 1848 nucleotides long. Lineage: Eukaryota; Metazoa; Rotifera; Eurotatoria; Adinetida; Adinetidae. The record is from the annotation of a GenBank genome assembly.
AUGCCAACUUUUGAAUCAAAUUUCUGUGACGACAUAUCAAACUCUCAACGUUCUCAGGAAAUAGCAUCGAAAGAAAGACAAACUACUCCUACACGAAAUUAUGUUACUCUCACUUUGAAUACUGAUGGAGUACUUCUUAAACGAAUAUCUCGAUCGUUAUGGAUUACAUGUGCUUGUAUAAACGAGUUGCCUCGAAACAAACGCUACGACAUAAACAACAUGCUUAUAUGUUCUCUUUCUACUGGAGAGGAAAAGCCUAAAAAAGAUGAGUAUUCAGCGAUACUACAAGAUAUUGUGAAUGAGUUAAAAUUUCUCGAACAAAUUGGUGUUGAUAUUAUGCUUCCAUCAAAUGCCAAAAACCCUCACAGAACAUAUACACAUUUCUAUGCUUUUGCAAUCGCAGCUGUGUGUGACAAACCGGCGCAGGCGCUUAUGAUGAAUAUUAAAGAUCCUACGGGCUUUUUCAGCUGUGAUUGGUGUUGUAUCCCAGGUGAAACUCAUUUGUCUAAUUCUCGAUGCUUUAUUAACAACAGUGCAACUCCUGCAAUGCUUCGAACUAACAAGACAUAUGAUCAUUUUAUGCAGAUUUUAGAUGCGAAUUAUGUAACAAAGGAUCCAUCAAAAGAUAGAGUAUGCGGACAUGCAGGUCCUUGCGCUUUACGCCAAUUAACUUAUUUUGAAAUUGGAAACAGUUUUUGCUAUGAUUCUCUACAUGGUUUAUACGCAGGAGUAUUCAAAAAGCUAAUGCAUUUAUGGCUGGAUACGAAACUACUACAAUCCAUUCAUUACCCUUUAACUAACAGAUUACCACGUGCGUUGAAGCACUACACAACAUGGAAAGCUAAUGAAUUUAGAAUGACAUUACUUUUUGGCUACAAGGCGUUUGAACAAGUGAUGAAAAAAAAAUACUAUGAACACCUUAGAUUAUUAGUCUAUGCUGCUGUCUUUUCGGAGGCACGGGUAUUAACUACCACUCGAUUGAAUCAAAUCGAAAGUUUGUUAAAUGCUUUUGUUGAUGAAUUUCCUGUGCUAUACGGAGCAUCUAAUUGUGUGUCGAUUGUGCAUUCACUCUCACAUGUCCAUCAGUCCUUGCUCAAAUUUGGUCCUAUUCAUAAUUACAGCACUUUUAACUUCGAAAGUACAGUUGUGGUUCUGACUAAUGAUGCUAACUAUUCUUUCUCCUUGUUAGGAUCAUUUGUUAAAUCUGUGCAUGGUCCUACUCUCAUUUUAAAGCAAUUAAUGAACAAGUUCGAGCUUCUCUCUUAUGCAACAACACUUUUCACAAAGCCUGAUUUCCAUCCGAAAGUUGCAUUGCUUAUCAAUCAAAUAUUCUCAUCCAAAAGACGCGCUCUGCCAACGUGUUUAACGUUACACAACGUGACUUCUCUAACGCGCUCCACAGUCUCUCCAUCUUCACAUGUCACUGAGUAUCUCGGAAAGCUAUGCGCAAAAGAUCACUACACUCAUUAUUCAACAUGCUUCUAUCGAAACGUGGCCUUUACAAUUCAUCGUUCAAAUAAUAAACAAGUCGAUAACUCAGCUGUUAUGUAUUCCGAUCAUUCAAAUAAUCUUCAACUUGGCAUAAUUAUCGCUAUUAUACAACUAACAAGCACCAAAGACAUUGUAAUCAUUAUCGAUCAAGCGGAUGUCGUAGGUUUCGAUCGUUUUUCUCAGAAUCAAACAGAAUACAUCAACGACUUCGUUGCCUAUGCAAAACAUUCGGAUCCACCACAUAUUGUUUCCAUCGAUUGCAAAUCUAUCAGAGAAAAAGUUGCUUACCGCAAAGAUCCAAAUGUCCUCACAUCUGUUGAAUACUAUAUAUUUCCGAAUUUAGUAGAAGAAACUUGA